Protopolystoma xenopodis is the source of this 270-nucleotide messenger RNA. The record is from the annotation of a GenBank genome assembly. NCBI's taxonomy places the organism in Eukaryota, Metazoa, Platyhelminthes, Monogenea, Polystomatidea, Polystomatidae.
AUGCUGCACUGUGACGAUUCGACUUCCGCUGGGAGUGUUGAUAAGACCUAUGCGAGGUCGAAACUGCUGUCCAAUCUGCAUCGGCCAAUUGGCAAGCGGGUAGGCAGAAUUUAUGUCCGGAGCCCUGCAUCUUGUACCGGUGGUGGAGAUGAGUAUGCUUCAAUAAGCGCACUGUCUUCAUUUGUCACUUUAAUGAGUCGUAAAUCUGUGCCAACGAUGACGCCCCUCACUGACGCUGCCGGCGAAACGUUUGGGUAUGUACCAAGUUAA